Chelonus insularis is the source of this 953-nucleotide messenger RNA. RefSeq names its product NADH-quinone oxidoreductase subunit B 2-like. Gene Ontology annotation, molecular function: 4 iron, 4 sulfur cluster binding; NADH dehydrogenase (ubiquinone) activity; quinone binding. The record is from RefSeq and is a predicted model, not a curated record. Gene Ontology annotation, biological process: electron transport coupled proton transport; mitochondrial respiratory chain complex I assembly; aerobic respiration. The transcript is spliced from 3 exons. The coding region runs from base 135 to 785 and encodes 216 amino acids. Lineage: Eukaryota; Metazoa; Arthropoda; Insecta; Hymenoptera; Braconidae.
CCAAAACGGUAAACUGUUUCUGAUCUCAAACUUCAGAUCUUCAAUUUAGAACUCAUGAAAACUCGCUCUUAUACAGCUGGCUUGAUCUUCCAAACAGAACAACAGCGUACGAAAAGUACGCAAUUUCUUUAAAAAUGCUGUCACCAGCUAUCAUUGCCCGUAAUCUGGGGCAUAGCUUCAAGAAUGUUAUUAAGAAUGACACUUUGUUACCUGCAUUAACACAGAUUCGUGAUGCAUCCACUGAAACUUCUAAAGGACAAGCAUCUAGUGUUGUAGCAAAAGAAAAACAACCUUACAGUCCUUUUACUCCAAGUAAUAAAGCAGAAUACGCACUAGCUCGUGUUGAUGAUUUGUUGAAUUGGGGUCGAAAGGGGUCAAUAUGGCCUUUAACAUUUGGAUUAGCUUGUUGUGCUGUUGAGAUGAUGCACAUUGCAGCACCUAGAUAUGAUAUGGAUCGAUAUGGAGUAGUAUUCAGAGCAUCUCCACGACAAGCAGAUGUAAUUAUUGUUGCUGGAACACUUACAAAUAAAAUGGCUCCUGCUUUAAGAAAAGUUUAUGAUCAAAUGCCUGAACCUCGAUGGGUGAUUUCAAUGGGAAGUUGCGCAAAUGGUGGUGGAUAUUAUCAUUAUAGUUACUCAGUAGUCAGAGGUUGUGAUAGAGUAAUACCCGUGGACAUUUACGUACCUGGUUGUCCUCCAACAGCAGAAGCUUUAAUGUAUGGAAUUCUUCAGCUUCAGAAAAAAAUAAAACGUAUGCAAACAGCACAAGCAUGGUAUAGAACAUAAAAAACUGUAUGAUAAUAAAUCUUAUAUUUGUAGUCAAAAUAUAUGUGUAAUUGCAACUUUAACAUAUUUUUUCCGAUACGCAAUUAUAGAUUUGUAAUUAUUUAUUUCAAUUUUUGAGAGACAAGUACUCAAAGAUGUAUAGAAGUUAAUAAAAAUACUUUAAGUUGA